Messenger RNA from Panicum virgatum (switchgrass), 3534 nucleotides. Its product is annotated as receptor kinase-like protein Xa21. Gene Ontology annotation, cellular component: plasma membrane. The transcript is spliced from 3 exons. The record is from RefSeq and is a predicted model, not a curated record. Gene Ontology annotation, molecular function: protein binding; ATP binding; protein kinase activity. Gene Ontology annotation, biological process: protein phosphorylation; hormone-mediated signaling pathway. Lineage: Eukaryota; Viridiplantae; Streptophyta; Magnoliopsida; Poales; Poaceae. The coding region runs from base 37 to 3309 and encodes 1090 amino acids.
CAAAAAACCUAGCGUCACGAGCAGCAUAGCCUGGCCAUGGAGCUUCUAGUUCCCUUUCUGCUGUUCGCCAUCCUCACCCUUCCACUUUGCUGCUUACCUUCUGGUUCCCAGGCAGCAAGCAAUGCUAGCAUCGACCACCUCGCACUCCUGUCCUUCAAGGCGCUCAUAACAGAUGAUCCCUCGGGAGCACUGAGUUCAUGGGGGAGAGCAUCGAACGUCAGUUACUGCCAGUGGCAUGGUGUGACAUGCGGUGCUCAAGGGUGGCGCGGGCGCGUCACAGCACUUGGUCUUCCUGGGCUCAACCUCUCCGGUAUCAUCUCCCCUGCAAUAGCAAAUCUUACAUUCGUGACGAGUCUUGAUCUGAGCUACAACAAUCUGGAUGGCGAGAUCCCUCCAUCCCUAUCACGUUGCUCGAAUCUUCGCAACCUCAGCCUUGGCUUCAACAACCUUCAAGGGAAAAUUCCUGAAGAACUCGGAAGCCUUGCAGAUCUACAAUCACUAAGCCUACUGUAUAAUAAUCUAACAGGCAGCUUCCCUGCUGAUUCUUUUCAGAACCUUCAGAAGCUAGAAUACCUAUCGUUGGCCAGGAACAAGCUUUCAGGGGCCAUUCCAGAUUCCCUAGGAAACCUCACUUCACUAACUUAUCUUCUUCUGAAUAACAACAGCUUUACUGGUACAAUCCCACCAUCACUAAGUGCACUCUCUUCUCUAACAAAGCUUGGCUUGGGGUGGAACAAUCUUACUGGAAGCCUACCUCCAUCACUAGCAAACCUUUCUAAUCUCUUAUGGCUCGAUAUUGGAUACAACUACCUUACUGGUGUAAUACCUAUAUCGUUAGGGAACCUGUACUCUCUUACAUUGCUCGAAAUCAGUGAAAAUCUACUUACAGGCCCUAUACCACCCCAGCUUGGGAACCUUCAAAACCUCACUUAUCUGUCUUUAGAGUUUAAUAAUCUCACUGGGCACAUUCCUGAUUCCCUAUUCAACCUCUCCUCACUCCAACUCUUCUCGCUUCAGUCAAAUAACCUACAAGGAUCAUUGCCUGAAGAAAUGGGCAGUAGAUUUCCCCAACUGGAAUAUCUACACCUCAGUAUCAAUGAAUUUCAUGGGUCCAUCCCAUCAUCUUUAUGUAACUCAACAAACCUCAGGGACCUAUUACUAGACUAUAACCUGUUAUCUGGAACGAUUCCACCAUGUUUAGGACAGCUGUAUGGUCUAUUUAGGUUGGGACUAGGUGUCAACCAACUUGAGGCAAGAGGCCCUAUUGAUUGGAAGUUUCUCACGGCUCUAGCAAAUUGUACCAUUUUAAGCUAUCUGGGAUUAUCAGGAAACAAUUUAGGAGGAAUCUUGACAAGUUCCAUAGCUAAUCUUUCUAAAACUUUGCAAAUUCUCUAUAUAGACUACAAUGCAAUAGAGGGAACCAUACCUCAAGGAAUUGGGAACCUUGUUGGCCUAACACAGAUUGCAAUGGGUGGAAAUCUCCUCCGCGGUACACUUCCAGUUUCUCUUGGCAAACUAAACAAGUUGCAAGACAUAGAAUUUGAACAAAACAAACUUGAAGGGGCAAUCCCAUCAUCACUUGGAAACCUCACGCAGUUGUACCAACUUCGUUUGGCAGAUAAUCUACUCACUGGAAACAUACCAUCCAGUCUUGCUAACUGCCCACUUAACUGGUUGGAUCUUCAGGGGAACAAGUUAACUGGUUCUGUACCAACAGUAAUUUUUCAGAUGCCUACCCUUUCUGCCUUUUUGGACUUGCAAAACAACAUGCUGUCAGGGCCAUUGCCUUUAGAAGUGGGUAGUUUGAUAAAUCUGCAGCGGCUUGACAUAUCCAACAACAGAAUUUUCGGUGAGAUUCCAAAAUCACUUGGUGAGUGUUCGCUCUUGGCGUACCUCAACUUGAGUAUGAAUAUGUUAGAGGGGUCCAUUCCACCCUCACUAAGCAACCUAAGAGGCCUUCAGAUGCUUGACCUUUCAUACAACAACUUGUCGGGAAACAUUCCAGAAUUCCUUGGAAACCUCUCUGGAGUUUACCUAAAUUUGUCCUUCAAUGAUCUUGAUGGUGCAGUACCAGAACUAGGUAUCUUUCAGAAUCUUAGUGCAUUCUCCAUAGCAGGUAAUAGUAGAUUAUGUGGAGGAAACCUGGAACUCAGACUGCCCCCUUGCUCAAACAAGGACUCCCAGAAGUAUCGCUCUCAAAAACUCAAGCUCAUAAUAGCACCCAUUGCAGCAAUCUUGUGUUGCAUUAUUUUGUUUUGCUUGCUCUCUUUAUGGCUUUUAAGGUGCAGAUCAUUAAGGAAACCCCAAACUUCAGUUACCUUGAUGGAUGAAUAUCCGAGGAUUUCUUACGGUGAAUUGGCAAGAGGAACAGAGGGGUUUUCUCGUACAAAUCUUAUUGGAGUGGGGAGCUUUGGAUCAGUCUAUAAGGGGUUUAUACACUAUAAUGGCAAAGCUACAACUGUUGCAAUAAAGGUAAUUAACCUUCAGCAGCACGGAGCAUCACAGAGUUUUAUCGCAGAAUGUCAGGCGUUGGGACAUGUUCGACACCGAAAUCUAGUGAAGAUCUUAACUGUUUGCUCAGGCCUUGAUUCAGCAGGCAAUGAUUUCAAAGCUCUAAUAUAUGAGUUCAUACCCAAUGGGAAUCUAGAUGAGUGGCUGCAUAAUCCAAGUAGAAAUGAUGGUACAGAAACUACAUUAAAUAUCAACCAGAGAUUAGGGAUUGCUAUAGAUGUGGCCUCAGCACUUGACUACCUCCACAAUCAUAAACCAACGCCGAUUGUCCAUUGUGACCUUAAGCCAAGCAAUGUUUUACUAGAUUACGAUCUGGUUGCUCAUGUCGCUGACUUUGGACUGGCAAGGUUUCUAUCUGAUGACGCCAAUUCAUCACAAAAUUCAACUAGUAUGAGAGCACUGAGAGGAACCAUAGGAUACAUUGCUCCAGAGUAUGGAAUUGGCAAUGAAGUUUCUACACAUGGGGAUAUCUUUAGCUAUGGGAUACUUCUACUGGAAUUAUUCACUGCAAAAAGACCAACUGAUGUUGCAUUCAAGGAAGGUUUUGGCCUUCACCAGUAUGUCGAGAUGGCAUUGCCACACAAUACAACAGAAAUAAUCGAUCAAAAUAUGUUCCUAACAGAGCAUGGUGAGGACAAGUCAGACAUCACAAUCAAGGAAGAUAUAGACAUUAAUUGUAUCACGUCAGUUUUCAGAGUUGGCAUCCAAUGUUCGAGGGAAGAACCGACAGAGCGGAUGCAGAUUGCUGAUGCUUUGAGGGAACUGCACAGGAUAAGAGAGAAAAUGCAACAAUCAUAGUAGGAAAAAAAUGCACCAAAACUAGCAUCUGGAAAGAAAGUGGAAAAAGUAAAUAAACUGAGUAUAUAUCUGAUCCUCUGCUUAUGAUAACGCCAAUUUUUUAGGCAUUAAAAAAAUAUAUGAAAUGAUGUGUUUCCAUGAGACAAAAAUGCUGAACCCAUCUUGAAUGGACAUGGAUCAUCCAUGGCUCGGCAAAACUGAAUCCCCAUUUGAGCAAUCCAGGUA